AUGAAGAAGCUGGAAGAGCUGAUGAAGCGGUUGAAUAAAGACAAUGCCUUCCAGACAGCACAACAGUUGGAGCAAGAGAAUAAGCUCUUUAAUAUGGAUCUGCAACGGAUGCAGGAGCUGAUGAAGCAACUGGAAAUGCAGAUGCGCAUGGAAGACCUGGCCAAUAAGCUGGAUAAGCUGGCCACACAACAAGGUGAUCUUAAAAAAGCAACAGACAAUAAGCGGAAGGAAAGUCAGGCACUCAGUAAGGAACAGAAAGACCUGAAGAAGGAACUGGAUAAGACGAUGAAUGAAGACAUGAAGGAACUAAAAGACCUGAAUGACAAAUCGCAGAAAAAGCAGGACCUUGAUGAUAGUAAGGAGGCGGGGCAGAAAGCGCAGCAGGAUAUGCAGAAAAGCGGUGAAGAGCUGGAUCAGAACCAGAACAGCAAAUCCAGCCAGAGUCAGAAGCAAGCCCAGGAAAACCUGCAAAAAAUGGCCGACGAUCUGCGCAAGCAAAGCGGCGGCAUGGACCAGAAGCAGAUUGAAAUAGAUAUAAAGGCCACACGCCAAUUGCUCACAAAUCUCAUUCGCCUCUCCUUCGACCAGGAGAAGCUGAUGGACAAUGUAAAGCAUACCGCUACUUCCAGUAAAGAAUACCUGGUGAAUCAGUCGGAACAAAGCCGCCUGCAUGGCAACUCCCAGAUGAUACGGGAUAGUUUGUUUUCACUGAGCAAACGGGUGUUUAAACUAGCGCCCACCAUCAAUAAAGAGACCACAGACCUUGAGCGGCAGAUGAAGGCGGCAACUUCCUCGUUGGAAAGUCGCAUGAAUAUGGAUGCGCUGGUGAAGCAACAAUAUGUAAUGACGCAUACCAAUAACCUGGCCCUGAUGUUGAAUGAGUUGCUGAGCAACCUGAUGCAGAUGCAAAACCAGGCAAAACAGCCAGGUAGCGGAUCGUGCAGCAAGCCGGGUGGGAUGAAUCCCAAGCCGGGCGCCGGUGC
Messenger RNA from Ostertagia ostertagi, 983 nucleotides. The record is from the annotation of a GenBank genome assembly. Lineage: Eukaryota; Metazoa; Nematoda; Chromadorea; Rhabditida; Trichostrongylidae.